AUGCUACCAAACCCUAAAGCCUAUACAAGAGACCUCAUCAACCUACCGUACGGCGACAAGUGGCGCGCGCUGAGGGCCAUCUUCGUGCACGAGCUGCUGGGGCCCGCGCGCGUCCGGUCGUUCGACUCCGUCCGCGAGUCCGAGGUGUCGCUGCUGAUGGAAAGGCUGGGCCACCGGAGCGACCAGGCUCGGCCCGCCAACCUGACGGCUGAGUUCGCCACGUUUACCAACAACCUCAUCUGCCGGACGGCGUUCGGGAAGAAGACGGUGCACGUGGAGAGGGUGCUUGAAGUCAUAGACCAGGUUGUGGCCUUGUUCUCCAAGUUGACGGUGGGGGAUUUUGUGCCGUGGCUGGCGUGGAUCAACUGGCUUACCGGGUUCGACGCGGCCAUCGACAGGUGCGUGCGGGAUAUCGACGAUAUCUUAGAGACGGUGCUCGAGGAUCACUUGGCCCGGAAAGAAGGCGUGGAUAAGGACAACUUUAUGGAUAUACUGCUCGGGAUAUAUAGAGGAGACGUUCCGGGCGUGUCGAUCGACCGCAUUACCGUCAAAGCCAUGAUUUAUGAUGUUCUAGGGGCGGGAACCGAAACAUCAGCAAAGGCUCUAAUGUGGAUGAUGACCGAGCUGAUUCGGCACCCACACAUCAUGAAGAAACUGCAAGAUGAAGUCCGAGGGGAGACCGAGGGCAAAACGGUCAUAACUGAGGACGACAUCCAGCGAAUGCCGUACCUCAAGGCCGUGAUCAAGGAGACUCUGCGGAUCCACCCACCGGUGCCCAUCUACAUGCACGAGGCCCGAGAGCACGUGAACUUCAUGGGGUACGAUGUCGAGCCCGAGACGAUUGUCGUGAUGAACGUGUGGGCCAUCGGGCAGGACCUGGCCUUCUGGAAGGAUCCAGAGAGGUUCGUGCCCGAGAGGUUCAUGGACUCGUCAGUCGACUACAGGGGGUUCGACUUCCAGCUGCUUCCGUUCGGGGCCGGCCGGAGGAUCUGCCCUGGAAUAGGGUUCGCGGCAGCCACCUUGCAGCACACAGUGGCGAACCUCGUGAAGAACUUUGACUUUGAGCUACCGGGUGGGGCCCGGGGGGAGGACCUGGAUGCGACCGAGAUGCCUGGGUUUACGGUCGGGAAGAAGCAGCCUCUCGUCGUUGUUCCCAGGCGCGUGGAGCUUGGAAGUAGGAGUGGUUUGGAGGAAUAA
Molecule: messenger RNA, 1197 nt
Organism: Striga hermonthica
Lineage: Eukaryota; Viridiplantae; Streptophyta; Magnoliopsida; Lamiales; Orobanchaceae
Source: the annotation of a GenBank genome assembly